CGUCAUAUAUUCAUUCAACGGUAAUUUGGCUCUCUCUCCAUUCCCACCGCCCUAAUCAGGCCAUCGCCUGCUAGAGCAGCUUUGGAAUUUCAAUCGAUGUUCUGCGAUUCAACUUGGUGGUUUUCCAUGAUUCAACCACACACUGAUUCAACAACAACAACUGAUUAAAUUCGAAGAAAGCAAGUAAUGGCGGCCGUCAAGUUCAAGUCGAACUCAAUCGUUAAUCGUGCUAAGGAGGACCCUAAGAUGGGCAAGAAUGGAGGGCUAAGAAGUUUUCACAUUUACUCGGAUGAGAAGAGGGUUAAGGAUGGAGGCCACAUUUCUUGCAUUACCAGAUCCAAGAAAUCCUCACUGUCUAAUAGUACUGUCAUGCAGAACAACACUACUUCGAAGAGGAAGCUGGAGAAAAGUAAAAGCAAGCAUGGUAGUGGAGUUAAAGUUGGAAGAAAAGUUCUGGCCGAUAUCAGCAACACAAGGAGCCAUAUUUCUGUUCAGCUCGGACAAAAAGUGUUGCCUGAUAUUAGCAAUACCAAGGGAAGCAUUUCAAGAACUGAAUAUCAUGAUGGAACCACACAACAGAAGACUGAUGCAAAGAAAUUUCCUUUCCUUCGGCGGAGUUCUGUUUUUACUAGGACUACAACUGCGCAUAUAUCAUCAAGAAAACCAUCGAUGGCAAAGAUGACAGUGGGCCUAGCUGAAGCUAGUGGGAAGCAUGAUAGAUUUAUGAGAGGAAGUGUUGCAGCCAACAAAGAUUUGAAGGCUGCUGCUGAUGAUCCACGAGCCAAGGCCAAAAGCCAUGCAGCUGCUAUCACUGGAAACAGGACAACUGGCAAGAAUUCUCUCCUGCCACUAAGGAAGUCUUUGCCAGCAUUAAAGCGGGCUAACAUUGUCAAUACAGUUGAUGCAAAGAAGGGACCCAGCACUAAAUCUUUUACCACUAGAAGCCGGAAGUCUCUGCCAACAUUAAAGGACCCAAAUGCAAUGGAUAUUAGCAAUAUAAAGAAGGAAAAUGCCAAAGUUUUGGAGAAAGGGAUACACAAGAAAAGAUUUGGAGUUUCAGCAAAGUCCAGUUUCGGACGACACACUUUGCCUCAAGAAAAUGCCGAGAGCUUAAAUAAGAGGAUUGGAAAACAUGGGUUUCCAGUUUCAGCAAAGCCCAAGGUUGGUAGAAGCAUAUUACCACAACUCCCACAAAUGGCUGCACGAUCGAAAGAAACACAUUGCCAGAGCAGCUCAAAUGCUCAAUAUGUCAUUUCAUCCCAGCAGAAACAAUUACUUGGCACAUCUUCUCUUUGUAAAUAUAUUGGUCCAAUACAUUCUAAGCUGCCUUCAGAAGUUGCUCCUUCCAACAACAGCCAUGACUUAUCUACAUCUGAAGCUGAUAUUUUAACGAGGAAAUCGUCUGCGCGGAGAAAAUCUUUCACAUCUCUAUUGGUGACAAGACCAAAGCAAUGGGAGGAGCAAACAAGGCUAAUGGAACAAAAGUAUUUGCCAAAGAUUUACGAUGAUUAUAACCAUCUUGACGUCUCUGAAUAUGUUGAUGACAUCUAUCAGUAUUAUUGGGUUAUGGAGGCUCAGCAUCAUCCUCUGAGAAGAUACAUGGAGAUUCAAACAGAAAUUACACCUCAUAUGCGUGGCAUAUUAAUAAAUUGGCUUAUCGAAGAGAAGGCUGUUUUAAAGAAGUUAAUGUUUCGCCUAAAUGCACCAACUCCUUAUGUUUUCAUGCUACGGUUUCUCAGGGCCUCCCAAGCAGACAAAAAGUUUGGACAUCUAGCAUUUUUCUUGGUCGAGUUGUGCUUGGUUGAAGAUGAAGCUCUGAACUACAAACCUUCUCUGAUAUGUGCAUCGGCUAUCUACGUCGCACGGUGUACAUUGCACAUGACCACAACCUGGACGCCCAUGCUUGAGAGUCACGCACGCUAUGAAGAAUCUCAACUUAGUGAUUGUGCAGAGAUGAUCUUGAGAUUUCAUAAAGCUGCAAGAACGUCUCGUCUGAGUGUCACAUUUGAGAAAUAUAUGAGGUCUGCGUACAGCAAAGUGGCAGCUAUAAACCCCUUGAAAAAAUUACCGCAAUGAUAAUUGUCAAGUCUGCUGCACACGUAAUUAGACUAAAAAUCCAGACGGUGUUUAUCCUUCUUUAGAGUAUGUAAUCACAUUGUAGUGAAUGUAAGCACAACUUAUUUGAACUUUCUUAGGUUUAGGAUUAAG
This is a messenger RNA of Cuscuta campestris, 2208 nucleotides long. Lineage: Eukaryota; Viridiplantae; Streptophyta; Magnoliopsida; Solanales; Convolvulaceae. The record is from the annotation of a GenBank genome assembly.